Molecule: messenger RNA, 3091 nt
Organism: Schistocerca serialis cubense
Lineage: Eukaryota; Metazoa; Arthropoda; Insecta; Orthoptera; Acrididae
Product: Golgi integral membrane protein 4-like
Exons: 12
Coding region: 297-2183 (628 amino acids)
Cellular component (GO): Golgi membrane; Golgi apparatus
Source: RefSeq, a predicted model, not a curated record
UUCCCGGCGUGCAGUGUAAGAUUUUCUACAGAAAACAAUUCCAUAGGCUGAGGUUUGACAACACAUCAGAUUAAUGUAACGGUAGUUAAGAAGGUUGUUGUUACUGUAAAGAGUGUUAUAGGAACACAUACAAAUAGGUUAAUAAUCGCCGGAGAAACUGACUUCAAAGAACGCUUCUCUCGUCGGCAGUCUGCCAAAACGACCCCUCAGAAACCCAAUGUACCGACCUGACGCCAAACCAGGCAUCUGACAGCUGCUAACCUGAUGACGCUUCCCUACUGAACUAAAGCGCCGACAUGACGAGCGUGGGCCGCCUGCCUAGGGGCCCGUGGCGCGGGGGCGGGCGGACGGCGGCGUGGCUGUGCGGCGCGCUGGUGGUGGGCGCGCUCACCUACAUGUGGCACGGCGCGCACGUGCACCUCGGAGAGCUGCGCGAGGCCGCCAGCAAGUGCAUGCAGCACCAGGAGGUGCUCGCCGCACAGAUGGAAGUGGUGGUGGAGUACAAGCUGAGGCUGGAGAAGUCGCUGCAGCAGGAGAAGAACGACCACCGGCACACGCGCGAGUCGCUGCAGGCGCGCGCCGAGGAGGAGCGGUCGCUGCGCGAGCGGCAGUCGCUCGAGGCGAGCAACCGCUACAGCUCGCUGCAGCAGCAGUACAAGAUCCUGCAGGGCCAGCACGGAGACCUGGAGGAGGAGACGCAGAAGCUGCGUACGGAGCGGCUGGAGUGGCUGGAACGCAAGAGCAGCCUGGAGGCGUCGGUGAGCGCGCUGCAGCAGCAGCUGACACAGCUGCGGGCAUCCAAGGCGGCCGAGCUCCAGGAUCUGAAGACGCAGUUCUCGCGCCUGGAGCAGGAGCACGAGAGCCUGACCAAGCGGCACGGCGAGGCGCUGGCGGAGGUGCGCUCGGGCGCCGCACGGCUCAAGGAGAAGCAGCGUGACGUCGACCGCCUCUCCCAGGACAGGGAGCUGCUGCAGGAGCGUCUGGCCCAGUGUGAGCACCGGCGGGAGGCGGGCGAGGGGGUGGGCCCCGCCCCGCGAGCCGCCCCCUCGGAGCGGGGCGCGCCGCAGCGCCAGCUGUCGACGCGGUCCACGGCGAGCGCGCGCGGCGGUGCGGACCGGCAGGCGCCCGGCGGCGGCGUGGGCGCCAAGCCGCCCCCGGCGCCGUCUCCGUCUGCCGCCGUGCCAGUUGUCGCUGCUGCAGAUAAGCAGUCGAAGCCGUCGACGCCGCAGAUCAACCCUAUGGCAGUGCUGAGCCGAGAGAGGGUGGCGCAGCCGGCGGCCGCGGCUCCUCCCCCGCUGCAGCACGAAGGUGACGGGGAGGCGGAGGCGGACAACGAAGAGCGGGAGCACGCGCCGGCUGCCGACACCCGGCCGCGACACGAAGAGGGGCCGGCGCUGGCAGCGCCGCCGGACGAGGGGACAAACGUGGGGGCGGCGCCCCCGCUGGGGCCGGCGGACCACGCCGUGGGGCCGGCACCGCCCCAGCAGAAGGACGGGGAGCGGCAGAAGGACGGGGGCGGGGCCCGCGAGCGGGAGGAGGCGGCGGAAGCGGAGGCGGAGGCGGAGGCGGGCCGCCACUACGACGUGCCGCAGGGCGUCGUGCCCGCCCCGCACGGCUACGUCCUGCAGAGGGAGGAGCCGGCAGCGGGUGAGGACGAGAACGACGAGGGUGGCGGGGUGGGCAUACACCCCCUGGCGAGGGCCGGCUACCCCUGGCGGCCGCCCUUCAUGGUGGGCCCGGGCCCGCAGCCCAGGAGACCGCAGGCGCAGGCGCAGCCGGCCCCACGCGGCCUGCGGCCCCGAGACGGGAGGCGCGAGGAAGCGGAGGAGGAGCCGCUGCAGCAGCAGCAGGAGGAGGAGGACGAGGACGCCGGGGGCGGCGGGGGCGGUGACUACCUGCAGGAGCCGGUGCGGGGGGGCCGCGGCCCGCCCCCGGGCGGGAACGUCGACGCCGCCGUGGACGGGCCGCGGGACGACCCCGCCGCCCUGGAGGAGGGGGAGGAGGAAGAAGAUGACGACAUGGACCACAUCGACUACAACGAGGGUGCCCAGCAGCGACAGGGCGCGAGGGGCGGCGCGGGGCGAGCGGGGGCGCAGCACGCGGGGGCGGCCGUCGCCGGCGUGCGCGAGCCGCCGCUGCCCGUGGGACCCCGCGACUCCGUCAUGGUCAACCCGAAGAAGUAGGCGACUGCGACUGUGGAGGUGACGGAGGACGUCUUCACGUUUCUGACUGCUAGCCUGAAGAGUGUGAAAUGAGUUUCUGAAUAUUUUUAUAGAACUAUUCCGUGUGUUAAGCUGGUUGUGUGUAACUGGUCCGUGUUAAGAUAACUGUGAAAUUGAUUCUGUGUAAAAUCAGUUCUUCUAUUUUCCGAGAAAGAGUUUGUCACAGUGCGGGUUGUUGCGGGAGAGGUUCGGUACGGCCAGCCGACCCUCCCGCAGGUGACGGUGGGAACGGUGGCAUACGGACUCCGCGCUGCUCUCUAGUUAGCCUCUGGUGGGUUGUGAGGUGUCUCACACAUCACGCUUUUGUACUCGAGUGGUUUCUUUCGCUUCGGUAUAAAAUUUUCUCGGCGUCCGAGCUGGGUCACGCUCGAACCGAUACUGGAUCUUUCCGUGUGUAUUCGGCAUCCUCACCUCCUGACGAACACGGUGAAGGACGUAUUCGAAGGCUCGAAUCAGAAGUGGUGUGGCUGUAACACUGAGAAGACUUCGUGGAGGAUUCUGUCACUGUCAGCUUCGGAGCUGAAUCGUUUCGUCAGCGUUUGCGAGCUACACUGGAAAGAAGUGCCAAUAUAGAAGUAAUUAUCUGUGGGUGUUCCUGUCCAUUCUGCAGCUGGUAUUUCAAUGAUUUCACGUAUUAAGUGAAUUUCUUGUUAAUCCAGCACGGAAGACCCUAAUUUUUAACUGAAUCCUCCAUCUGUACGUGUUUCUUUCUCUUAAGAAAACAACAAAAGGGGCAGCAACAGUUGACACUAUUUCUCAUUUUGUACUGUUUUUUGACACAUCUACAAUUUUUGUGUCUUAUAGCUUAUAAGUUUGUGUCAAACAUUUCACAAUUUUGAGCAAAUUAAAGGAUUUGAGCUCAGAAACUA